Molecule: messenger RNA, 1262 nt
Organism: Halichondria panicea
Lineage: Eukaryota; Metazoa; Porifera; Demospongiae; Suberitida; Halichondriidae
Exons: 1
Coding region: 38-1102 (354 amino acids)
Source: RefSeq, a predicted model, not a curated record
UUGAAACAAAGAGAGGCGAUUUUAGCUAUUCUCAAGAAUGAAGCUCAAAAUGAGCUAUGUUGUUGCUGCUUUAUUGGUGGAUACAAUACUAGUAUUGUAUACACUACGACAUUACUGCAUCCUAGACAAGUUAUUUGUGCUGCCAGUGGAGCUAAUUCCCCAUUACUCAAGGUCCAAUAUCGCCAGACACAGAGCUACAGAUUGCAAUUUAGACAGUGGUGUUGAUUUCCACAAGAAAUUUCUCUACAUGAUCAUGACCGAAAGCUGUGUUCCUGAAGAUUUAUUAUCAAUUGAUAUAUUUGGCAACUCUUUAGAUUGUCAGUGUGACUUGCUGGUGCUAGGAUACAAGGAGAGAUGCACCACCGCCAGUACGUACAGUUCCCAUGUUACCCAUAUCUUUCAUCCAUCUACCACCUGGACUACUGGCAGAGGGAUACUGUACAAUACCACAGUGCAAGGAGAUAAAAAGUACAUGUAUUACAUUUUCAUGGAUGAUGAUGCUAAAAUAAAGCUGUAUAACGAUGUACAAGAUCAUAACAAAAAUCCUUGGAGAUCAUUUGAAGAUUUUUUGUUUCGUUUGCGGCCUCCAAUAGCGGCAAUCGAUACUGAAGAAUGGCGAUCAGUCGACCGGACAAUUCGAUUCAAAAUCAGAAAUGGUUGUUUCCAAGAGCCUAUGGAAGAGUAUGUUACAGCCGUCUUUUUUGACGGUAUGAUUAAUGCCUUCCACCACAGAGCUGCUGAGACUGUUAUGGAACCUGUUUUGCAUCAUUGGAAUCGGUUUGAUAAUGCUAGUUGGUGGUUCUCUCAGUGGUAUAUCUGUUUAAUGGGUGACAUGGCCUACCACAAUCAAAUGGUGUUCCCUGUGGAAUUCAUCACUCGGAACACUCAACACAGAUCCUAUCCAAGGCACUUUGAAACGAGGGAGAUCAUUGAUUUAAUAACACAAGACAUUGAGAAAAUAGUUCCAAUAGAAGAGUUCAGAGAAAACAAUUUAAUGCAGGAGUGGAGAUCAGGCGGGUACAAAGAUAGACAAAGUGGCUACUCUAAUGCUUGUGUGUUACCCCAUACUGCAGGAUGUGUACAUCCAUACAAACACAUUUAGUUUUGUUAUUUUGCAUUCAGACAUAAUUGUGUGCUUUAAGCCAUAUUCAUUAUGUGUGCACUUGAUGAAAACAUGUUUUUAUCUUUGUUUCAUCAGCAUUGGCACUGUGGUAGCCUAUCAGCGUAAUCAAUUUUUUGCGGAAUGUCUAGCACCCUCCCAU